AUGGACACUGCGAACUCUGAUUGGCGGUCCAGCCGCCAGGAUCUCGGCGUAGAGCUUCAAGGGAAACAAAUCUUCGAUAGCCUCGUCGUGCUCGAGCGUCUAGGUAUAUCUGAAGCGCCAGACGAUUUAGUCUCCGAAUGUUGCGCUAGACUCUGCAGAGACAACGCACCUGUUGAAGCUAUGCGACAGCUCAGAAGACUCACUGGAGCCGCUGAUAAGCUGCCUCUAGAAGAUUUGGAACCUAGCAGCCAAGACACCGAUCCCGUAAAGCAGGCGAAGAGGAGAAGAGAAAAGGACAUGUAUCCACACCUUAGAACAAUGUUCCAAUUUAUCGAAUCAUUUCCCAUUCCUUCUGCUGCGUUGCCAACCUCAUCUUCCAAAAAUCGUCGUUAUUUCAUCAACGAUGCCAAGUAUCUCACGCAGGACGCCCACACUUGGGGCUUUCCGGCAGGUGCUCCAGAUUUCACUUUGAUGGACCAAGAUGUAAGCUCUACUCUCUGGCGUGAGAGAGCAGCGUUCGUAGAGGUCAAGCCGUCCCACAAGCAGGGGCCAAAGCCUGUGUGGAGAAAUGACACACGAGUUCCCUCGCUUGUGACACAGUGUGCCGACUAUGCCAGGCUGCAUUUGUCUGCAAAGCCUUUCCAGCUUUUCUCCGUUGGGCUCCUCAUCUUCGGUACCAGAUUCUGUGAGACAGAAGAGUUCGUCCGCAUUGUGCGCCGUAUGGCGUGUGAUAUGUCACCUACAGAUCUUGGACAAGAUCCCACCGCAAUUAUGCUACCAGAAGGGAGUGCGGACUCCCGUGCAGCUCAGAUACUUGCAACGAAGUUGCUCGGGUCUGGAGUGCCCACCUUCCCAUCUUACUCCAUCUCAAUGGGCGGGAAUAGCAGUCGCCGAUGGUGCACCGUGGGUCCUCCAAUCUGGAAUUCUCUGUCAUUCAUCGGUCGCGGUACUUCCGUGUGGCGCGUUGCGGAAAUCCAGCACGGCAGGCUGUCUGACUCUAUCGUUGUGAUGAAAAGUGCUUGGAGAAGCAGCAGACGCCUUGCAGAAGCCGACAUAUAUAGUGCUAUCGUUGGGAGUCAUCCCGGGGUUGCCAGGCUCAGCUACGGGGAUGACGUCCGUUUGUCCACAGAGGCAGUGCUCAGUGUUGAUGCGCUCCGUCGAUGCUUCUCAGUCGAGAAGGAAACACCUAUUCUUCACCGGUUGUUUCUCACAACUCUUGGUCGUCCAAUUUGGGAUUACAAUACGGAGCUUGAGUUACUCACCGGUAUUGUUGGGGCAUUGCAAGGUCAUAGAUUUCUGUCUCAACAGGGUAUCCUGUAUAGAGAUGUCAGUGCCGGAAAUGUCCUGCUCCCUGCCAAACCUGGUGGCUCAGCAUUCAUCACCGAUUUGGAGUUCGCUUACCUUGUCGCUAAGACGGUGAUUCCGCAAACUACGGUCACUCUCCCGGUUCCAUCGAGGCUUCAUCCUUCCGGCAAGUAUACUGAAUCAACUACACGAACUCACACGACCUUUGGAGCGGAAAAACCAGUACUGCGUGGCGCCGCCAUGACAGGAACAGUGCAGUUCAUGGCAGAAGAAAUUCUGUACCACAUAAUGCUCGGGAAGACCGAUGAACCUCCCAUCGUCCAUGCAGUGACCCACGACAUCGAAUCGUUCUGCUGGGUUCUGUGCUACGGCAUCGCCCGGAAGCUCACGACAUUCCAUCCUACGACAGAGGCUGAUCGGAACAAGCUCAAGGAGCAUUUCAACUCUUGCUUUGGGGAGACGAAGGUGGACUCUAUCCGAUGGAAGAGGCAAGGCGGUGCCCCGUUCGAAACACCUGAAGCCGCGAAGCAAUAUUUGUCUCACUCUCUCCGUGCACUUCUUGCAGACCUCCGAAUUUACGUCUGCGGUUGCAUAAACAAUAGAUACACCCCCCUGGAAUACGAAGUCGUCAUGGGCGAAAUUACCAAGACAAUCAAGGUGUUGGAAAACGAGAAGGGUAAAUCUACUUAG
Sparassis crispa is the source of this 1995-nucleotide messenger RNA. RefSeq lists its product as hypothetical. The coding region runs from base 1 to 1995 and encodes 664 amino acids. Gene Ontology annotation, biological process: protein phosphorylation. The record is from RefSeq and is a predicted model, not a curated record. Gene Ontology annotation, molecular function: protein kinase activity; ATP binding. The transcript is spliced from 5 exons. Lineage: Eukaryota; Fungi; Basidiomycota; Agaricomycetes; Polyporales; Sparassidaceae.